Musca vetustissima is the source of this 1062-nucleotide messenger RNA. Its product is annotated as trypsin-1-like. The record is from RefSeq and is a predicted model, not a curated record. Lineage: Eukaryota; Metazoa; Arthropoda; Insecta; Diptera; Muscidae. The transcript is spliced from 2 exons. Gene Ontology annotation, molecular function: serine-type endopeptidase activity. The coding region runs from base 1 to 1062 and encodes 353 amino acids. Gene Ontology annotation, biological process: proteolysis.
AUGAACGCUUAUCAGCGACAUUGGCAAAUUGUUUUGCUAUGGUCUGUUUUGCUGUUGUCCUCGCCGGCAUGCAGCUCACCACAAGGAUUUUCAUCUACAUCUGUGCUGAGGCAAAACAAUUUCUUUGAGUGGUUACUGUCAAUAUUUCAAACCAUACCACCGUUUAGUGUUGUACCUACAACAUUUAGGCCCCCCACAGCACCAACAACAACACAACCAACUGAGCCCAACGAAUGUGCAGCCUGCAUAUGCGGUGCAGCCAAUUCGAUGAGGCGCAUUGUAGGUGGUUAUGAGACUCAAGUGAAUCAAUAUCCCUGGAUGGCAAUGUUGUUGUUUCGAGGUCACUUCUAUUGCGGUGCAUCACUCAUCAGUGACCGUUAUGUUGUGUCAGCCGCUCAUUGUUUGAGAAGUUUCCCCCGCCCAUUUAUAAGUGUGCGUUUAAUGGCCCAUAAUCUAAAGGAUCGAACGGUGCGUGUGCUAGAUAGAAUGGCCGCCAAGGUGGUGGUGCAUCCCAAAUAUUCCAUGACGAACUAUGACAAUGACAUUGGUUUGGUAAAAUUGGAUCAAGUGGUGGAAAUGUCCAGUGUAAUGAGGCCAGUGUGCUUGGCCAUGUCGGAUCGAAGUUAUGACGAUGAAUUAGCUGUUAUAACGGGUUGGGGUGUUACCAGUGAGGGUGGCCAAAUUUCCCAAACAUUAAGGGAGGUCAAAGUUCCCAUUCUAUCUCAAAUGGCCUGUCAUGAAACGAAAUAUGGUAAGGAUCGUAUUACGGAUAAUAUGUUAUGUGCUGGUACUGCGGAAGGUGGUAUGGAUGCCUGUCAAGGUGAUAGUGGUGGUCCGCUAAUGGUUUCUAAUGAGGAUUUGAAUAUUUUCCACUUGGCUGGUGUGGUUUCAUGGGGUGAGGGCUGUGCCCGUGAAGAUUAUCCUGGAGUUUAUACACGCGUUAGUCAAUAUCUGGAUUGGAUUGAUGAAAAUACCAAGGAUGCAUGCCGAUGUGAUGUACCAGAACAACGAAUUGAUCAAGUGGAAAUAUUAGAAAAGGAGUUUACAAUCAUAAAACGUUAA